GCUGGGAGCUGGGAGCCUGCCAACCAGCGCCUUCUGUCAUCUGUGGUCCAGCCCCUCCCGGGGAGGAGACAGAGGCCGGCCGAGCCGCGCUGAAAGGCCUGGGCCACGGCCGGGGAGGUCAGGCCAGGCCUACCGUGCAGGCAUGGGAAAGAGCUCCUCAGCGCAGUCCACGGCUCAGAACAGCUGGGCUGGAAGUCUCUCUCCUCGGACGCCAGGCAGAGCCGGGCGAUGGCGGGCAGUCCAGGGCCCCGAGUGUCAGCGGGGGACGCCCGGAGCAGGAGCAUGCACCCCGACAUAGAGAGCGAGAGGCACUCGCCGUCCUUCAAUGUGGAGGAACUCACCAACAUCCUUGAUGGAGACGCCCAGAACACCGCACUCCGGAGGAAAGUGGAAAGCAUCAUCCACGGUGAACCAGAGCUUAGCCUGAAGGAUAAUUAUUUCAUGACCCAGAAUGAGCGUUACGAAGCUGCCGUUAAGAAGAAAUUCCACAUCCUCAUGCUAGCACACCGCCUGGGCUGGUCCGAAGGCAGUCGUGAAUUACAAUACGCUUCCAGAAGUGUUUCUGGAGAUCUGAGCUUCGGGAUACACCAGAUCUUCCAGAAAACCAUCAGGAGCCUGGGCUCAGAGGAGCAGAUUGCAAAGUGGGACCCACUCUGCAGCAAGUUCCAGAUCCUGGGGACAUACGCCCAGACGGAGAUGGGGCAUGGGACGUAUCUUCAGGGCCUGGAGACUGAAGCCACCUACGACGCAGCCACACAGGAGUUUGUGGUGCAUAGCCCCACGAUGACGGCCAUCAAAUGGUGGCCUGGGGACCUGGGACGGUCAGCCACCCAUGCCCUGGUCCAGGCCCAGCUGAUCUGCUCCGGAGCCCGGCAGGGCAUGCACGCCUUUAUCGUCCCCAUCCGGAGCCUCGACGACCACAGUCCACUGCCAGGGAUCACCAUUGGGGACAUUGGGCCCAAGAUGGACUUUGAACACACGGAUAAUGGCUUCCUCAAACUGGACCACGUGCGCAUCCCCAGGGAGAACAUGCUGAAUCGCUUCGCAAAGGUCCUGCCAGAUGGCGCCUACGUCAAGCUGGGAGUACCGCAGACCAACUACCUCAGCAUGGUGGUGGUGCGUGUGGAAGUCCUGCUGGGCGAGGUCGUCCCGCUGCUGCAGAAGGCCUGCAUCAUUGCCAUCCGCUACUCCGUCAUUCGCCGCCAGUCCCGCCUCCGGCCCAGCGACCCGGAAGCGAAGGUCCUAGACUACCAGACGCAGCAGCAGAAACUCCUCCCUCCGCUGGCCAUGGCCUACGCGUUCCAUUUUGUGGGCAACCACCUCCUGGAGUUCUUCCGCAGCUCCUACAGCCUCAUUCUGAACAGAGACUUCACACUCCUGCCUGAGCUUCACGCGCUGAGCGCAGGUCUGAAGGCCAUGCUGUCGGACUUGUGCACCCAGGCGGUCGAGCAGUGCCGCAGGGCCUGCGGGGGGCACGGCUACUCGAAGCUGAGCGGCCUGCCCUCCCUGCUCGCCAGAGUGACAGCCUCCUGCACUUACGAGGGCGAGAACACGGUGCUCUACCUGCAGACGGCCAGGUUUCUGAUAAAGAGCUACCUGAACACUCAGAAGUCCCCAGGCUCCGCAUCGAAGGGGUCGCUCCCUCAGUCUGUCGCAUACCUGACCGCACCUGACCUGGCCAGGUGUCCAGCCCAAACGGCAGCCGACUUCCUCCGCCCCGAGCUCUACACCGCGGCCUGGGCACACGUGGCGGUCAGGCUCAUAAAGGACUCGGUGCACCACUUACAGACACUGAGGCAAGCCGGGGCCGACGAGCACGAUGCGUGGAACCAGACCACUGUCAUCCACAUCCAGGCCACCAAGGCGCACCUCCACUAUGUCACUGUGAAGAUUUUCACAGAAGCUCUGGAGAAACUGGAAAGCCAGCCAGCGAUUCAGCAGGUGCUCAGACGCCUCUGUGACCUCUAUGCCCUACAUGGCAUCCUGACUAACGCGGGCGACUUCCUCCACGACGGCUUCCUGUCUGGUGCCCAAAUAGACAUGGCGAGAAAAGCCUACCUGGACCUGCUCCGCCUCAUCCGGAAGGAUGCUAUCUUGUUAACUGAUGCUUUUGACUUCACGGAUCAGUGCUUAAAUUCAGCGCUUGGCUGUUAUGAUGGACACGCCUAUGAACGCCUGUUCCAGUGGGCUCAGAGGUCACCCACCAAUACUGAGGGGAACCCUGCCUAUGAGAAAUAUAUAAGACCACUAUUACAAGGCCAGAGAGCCAGGCUCUGAGACGAGCUGCAGCACUGGAGAGGCACCACCAUAUGCUGGUCAUACUACGGUACAGGUGUCAUUAAAAUCUACAACUACACAUGUACGUGCUGUUUCAAAGAAUCA
Molecule: messenger RNA, 2382 nt
Organism: Cervus elaphus (red deer)
Lineage: Eukaryota; Metazoa; Chordata; Mammalia; Artiodactyla; Cervidae
Gene: ACOX2
Product: acyl-CoA oxidase 2
Exons: 15
Coding region: 229-2277 (682 amino acids)
Biological process (GO): fatty acid beta-oxidation using acyl-CoA oxidase; very long-chain fatty acid metabolic process; lipid homeostasis
Cellular component (GO): peroxisome
Molecular function (GO): FAD binding; fatty acid binding
Source: RefSeq, a predicted model, not a curated record